Molecule: messenger RNA, 906 nt
Organism: Trematosphaeria pertusa
Lineage: Eukaryota; Fungi; Ascomycota; Dothideomycetes; Pleosporales; Trematosphaeriaceae
Exons: 2
Coding region: 1-906 (301 amino acids)
Source: RefSeq, a predicted model, not a curated record
AUGGCCUCCGAGCUUGGUAAACAUCCUGUCCAACAUGCGCCGGCGCCUUGGACCACGAAAUCGGAAUGCUAUUGGCUGUUUCUGAACUUGAAGAAGCUGCCUGAAGGCGUCUAUGAUCCGCUGGAACAGUCGUGUCUACAGCAUGGGGAAUUCAAAGGCGGCUUGGGAUUCGCCAUGGUAGUGAGGUAUAGCGAUACGCCGGUCGGCACGUACGACGAGCUUGCGCUUAUCCCAGGCAAUUUCAGUGUACCCAAGCCAUCAGAGGGCCCUCCCAGGAUCCCUAAGAAAGCCCUUCGCGUAUCCCGUAUCUACGUAUCACAGCGCACAACCACUUAUAACGGUCGCCUCAAUUGGAACAUCCCAAAGCGCUUGGCUCGCUUUACGUUCUCCGCCCCGCCGACGCCCGCGGGGAGCCGUCCGCCAGAGACCCUCACCAUCAAUGUGUUUCUGCCUGGCACCGUGGAAGGAGAUGGUGUAGCACCCUUCUUCGCAUGCACUCUGAAACCAUUCACGUGGAUUCCAAGCGUUCCUAUGAGCACGCGGUGGCUGCCACUGAGCACGGUGAUGGCGCAGCCGCCACUUACUGAGGCUGCGGGCUUCAAGCUUGGUGACGAAGCGGAGGUGGAAAGCGCUAAGAUCGACCCGUAUGACACCAGUCCGAAGGAUGAGGAUGCCCUUCUCUGCGGUACAGACCGCUGGUGCUCUUUCCCUAUUGAUGCGUACGUGCGCAGAGCGCGGGGUUGCUGGGUGAAGGUCCACGAGCCUGGAAAAGGCGACGAGGGUGCGACAAGAGCGGCCGAACAGCCGGACCGAUACUGGCCUCAAGACGUCCGGCCAUGGAGCAUUGGAGCGUGGAUGGAGGAUACGGAGAUGAUCGUCCCGACUCCAUUGGAAUGGAAGCUCUAA